AUGACGUUUCCCAGGAUAAAGGAUCAUUUAAAGAAAAUUUUCAGCAACUGUCCUGGGGAAAUUGAGGGAGAAAAGAACAUUGCAAAUUUUUCAACUCCAAUCAGUGACCUUCAAAAAAAGAUAAAUGAAGUCUUCGACAAAAUUCAACUAAUUGUUCCCAAUGCAACAUUUACCUACUUAAAUAGAACUACAAAUGGGGAAAAGAGCAAGAUUUUUAUUGCAAGCCCGAGACAAAAAUAUUGCAUAGGAGAAGAGUUUGUGGUUCAAAUUGACAUGUAUGAUCACCUCGGAAGAAGGAAAGGAUAUGGAGGGAACUUCAUUAGGGCACGUAUUUUUUCUGAUGAACGCAAAGCCAGUGUAUGUGGAAGAGUGGAAGACUUUAAUAAUGGGAGCUACCAUGUGCAUUUCCCUUUGUACUGGGAGGGCCAGGUCAAGGUGUCUGCCAAGUUGUUUCAUCCCAGUGAAGGUAUUUCAGCUCUCUGGAGAGCUAGACAUGCCAGUCUUGGAGUUCUUGGCUUUGAAGGCAAAUUUGUUAGUCGUAACCAAGAAGCCACCACUAAAUGUGGUUUUAAACUCAACACAGACAAGGAGGUUUGUGAAUAUGUAGAUCCAGAUGAUGAGAAUGCAUUCUACUGUAUCAAGCCUGAGAAGUUACCAUGUGACUCUCUACAUGACAUGAAAUCAUUUGACAUUCAUCUCUCAUACUUGAGCAAGGAGGAACAACAGAUGUUUAAGAG
Messenger RNA from Bombina bombina (fire-bellied toad), 737 nucleotides. RefSeq names its product NXPE family member 4-like. The annotation marks the transcript as partial. The transcript has 2 exons. The record is from RefSeq and is a predicted model, not a curated record. Lineage: Eukaryota; Metazoa; Chordata; Amphibia; Anura; Bombinatoridae.